CCAUUUUUAGGGCUCAUUUCCCAAUUUAUUUUCCUUUUCUCUUCCUCUCUUCCUCUCUUCCUUGGCCCAAAAAUCAUCCCAUUCCGGACUUUUCCCCUUUUUAUCCAUUUCAAUUUAAUUUCACCUCUCUCCUCCGAUUCAAAUCCGGCCUUCAUUCAUUUCCCAUUCUCUCUCUCCUCUUCUUCCCUUUCUCCCUCCCCCUCCCCACACUGUCGUCUCUCAGAGUCAGAGGUCAAAUAUUUGGCUGUUUUUUUUCCUCUUCUUUUCCCUCCUUUUGCUUUCCCUCUUCUCUCUUCUUCCUCUCCCCAUGCUUCUCGAUCUGUAGUUCAUUCUUCUCUCUCUCAAUUCUCCUCCUCACUCUCUAUUCCACUUCUGCUUCUUCUAACUUCUACUCUCAACUUCUGACCUUUUUACGCUAUGGACGGCGGUGCUCCGUACAAUCCACGUACUGUGGAAGAGGUGUUUAGGGAUUUCAAGGGCCGUAGAGCUGGUUUAAUCAAAGCUCUCACUACUGAUGUUGAAGAGUUCUACCAGCAAUGUGAUCCUGAGAAAGAAAAUCUUUGCCUUUAUGGAUUUCCGAGUGAGCAAUGGGAAGUCAAUUUACCUGCGGAAGAGGUGCCGCCAGAGCUCCCAGAACCUGCACUUGGCAUAAAUUUUGCUAGAGACGGGAUGCAAGAAAAGGACUGGCUAUCCUUGGUUGCGGUUCAUAGUGAUGUUUGGCUUCUCUCUGUGGCAUUUUAUUUUGGAGCUAGGUUUGGGUUUGAUAAGACAGAUAGGAAGCGUCUAUUUAAUAUGAUAAACGAUCUUCCAACAAUAUUUGAAGUGGUGACAGGGACAGCCAAAAAACAAGUUAAGGAUAAAUCAUCAGUUUCAAAUCAUAGCAGUAAUAAAUCUAAAUCAAAUUCAAAGCGGAGUUCUGAACCUCAAAUAAAAACUACCAAAGCUGUUCAGUCGAAGGACGAGGAAGAGGAAGGCGGCUUGGAAGAAGAAGAAGAGGAAGAACACGGAGAAACACUUUGCGGAGCUUGUGGAGAGAAUUAUGCAUCAGACGAGUUCUGGAUUUGCUGUGACAUAUGUGAGAAAUGGUUUCAUGGGAAAUGUGUGAAGAUCACUCCGGCAAGAGCCGAGCACAUUAAGCAGUACAAAUGUCCUUCUUGCAGCAACAAGAGAAUCCGACCCUGAUGCGGUUUACAUAGAGCAAGUGUGGUAUUUACUAGUAACAACUUCCGCUCCCUUCCCAAACCAAAGUUAAACAAAAAAGGGGAUAAAAAGAAAAAAAAAGAAAAGAAGAAAUGGAAUUCAAAGAUUGUUCCCCUUAGGAUCUCAGCGUAGACUAAUUGUGUAUUAGGAUUAGUUUAAACUUUAAAUUAGGACUAUGAUUAGGUUGGAAAUUUAUAUUCUAUGUCAUUUGUGGACAAACUCCUUUCUGUUUGUGUAUUGUAUGAAAACUAUGUCUUUUGUAUGUGUGUGUUAUAACGUGUUCUUGUUGAAAAGUUUAUAUUUGUCAGGA
This is a messenger RNA of Cucumis sativus (cucumber), 1510 nucleotides long. RefSeq names its product PHD finger protein ALFIN-LIKE 4. Lineage: Eukaryota; Viridiplantae; Streptophyta; Magnoliopsida; Cucurbitales; Cucurbitaceae. Gene Ontology annotation, biological process: regulation of DNA-templated transcription. The transcript is spliced from 5 exons. Bases 418 to 1182 code for a protein of 254 amino acids. Gene Ontology annotation, molecular function: transcription coregulator activity; histone binding; transcription cis-regulatory region binding. The record is from RefSeq and is a predicted model, not a curated record. Gene Ontology annotation, cellular component: nucleus.